Messenger RNA from Babesia bigemina, 534 nucleotides. RefSeq lists its product as hypothetical. Lineage: Eukaryota; Apicomplexa; Aconoidasida; Piroplasmida; Babesiidae. Gene Ontology annotation, cellular component: TIM22 mitochondrial import inner membrane insertion complex. Gene Ontology annotation, molecular function: transmembrane protein transporter activity. Bases 1 to 534 code for a protein of 177 amino acids. The record is from RefSeq and is a predicted model, not a curated record. The transcript is spliced from 3 exons. Gene Ontology annotation, biological process: protein insertion into mitochondrial inner membrane.
AUGGAGGACGAUUUCACAGGAGUUUUCCUGUCCGAUCGAUACGUAAACUAUCGCCCGGUUAGCAAAGAGCUAACCCCGGAGGAGGCGACAUUUUUGAGAGCGCUGAACAUCCAGCAGCGCGUUUCCGAGAACUGCCUCGUUCGUGCAUCGGUUAUCGGGGUCAGCAGUGCUGUGCUAGGAUCGCUCGUCGGGGCGUUCUUCUUCACCUUUCAGGCAGGCAGCGUCGCCCACGAAGUGCCUUCCGACAAAAGUGCGGGUAUUCGGAGCCAACUUGCCGCGCAGUACAAGCAGUUCCUGCCGGCAGUGAAGUCAUCGGCGCGCAACUUCGCCAAACUGGGUUUUAUAUACUCCUUGUUCGAGUGUGCCAUCCAGAAACGCCGCGCCAAGUCCGACAUUAGUAAUGCCAUCUACGCCGGCUGCGCUUCCGGCGCCUUUUUAGGACUAAAGAGUGGGCCGCUUGCAAGUGCUGGUGGUUGCAUCGGAUUUGCCGCUUUCUCCGGCUUGAUUGAGAAGUACCAGCAAUCGCAUCGCUAA